AGUAAUGAAACGAAGUAAAAGUUGGGCAUUCUGGAAUAGCUCAACUCAACCAACGGAACCCAAACCCACACAUCUUUCCAACACGGUGGUGAAAUCUAACCACUCAGCACUUACUAAAAAUGGAGAGGUUACUCCUGAUGAUGCCGUGUUGUAUAAACCUCACGAUAAAACCACCCAAUUUAACCAAAUCAAUACCCAUAAGAAUGAGAACUUGAAAGAGAAUUUGAUUGUUCCUGACUGGAACAAGUGCUUGCCUAAUUCGCAUACAACUGGUUUGUUUAACAGCAGCACAACGGCUAAUCCUUUACAGAGUUCUGAUUGGAAAGGAUUCUUGCAUCAAUUAUAUAACAAGAUUGGAUUCAGCAAGAAUGAAAAGUCAGAUCAAGAGUACAAGUUAUAUGGGAAAUCACUUGGAAUACUUCCUCACGAAAAACAAGGCUGUUUGCCAAAUUAUAACAAGUACUACCAAACAGAAUAUCAUUUCGACCAACAGACUCAAGUAGAAGAAGAUGCAACUGAUCCUAAUUCAAUCACUAUUGAUAAUGAUUCACUGGGAAAUCUACUCAUUAAUGAUGAUACCAAUAAAACACAAAUCAUCACCAGUAAACCUACUCAUUUAAAGAAAAUCAAGAAUAUACUUAUUAUUGGUGUGCAUGGCUUCUUUCCCACUAAAAUGAUUAGACCUAUUAUUGGUGCACCAAAGGGAACAUCCUUGAAAUUUGCCAAUGAAUCAGAGAAAGCUAUUAUUAGAUAUUGCAUUGAAAAUAAUUUGAUUACUGAAACCGAAUCAAGUGUAUCCAUUCAAAAGAUUGCUUUGGAGAAAGAUGGAAAGAUUUUUGAACGUGUUGAUUUCUUUACUGAAAUAUUAACUAAAUGGAAGACGGAACUUAACAAUGCUGAUUUUAUAUUCUUUGCUUCCCAUUCUCAAGGAUGUGUAGUAUCUGUGAUACUUCUUGCUAGGUUGAUAAGUGAAGGAAUAUUACUUGAUGCAAUCCAUAAACGUAUUGGUAUCUUAGGUAUGGCUGGUAUCAAUAAUGGUCCAUUCUAUGGAACUGACCAAUCAUUAUUCAUGAAGGCAUAUUCUACAAUUGAACAUGAUUCCCUACUUGAAUUAUUUGAAUUCACAAAAUUUGGAAGUAAGCAAUCGUUAGUAUAUACCAAGUCUAUUCAAACUGUAAUCAAUUACAAUGUCAAAAUUUGCUUUAUUGGAAGUAUAAAUGAUCAAUUGGUUCCGUUAUAUUCAGCAUUGGCUUCGCACAUUUUCCAUCCUAAUAUCUACCGAGCUUGUUAUAUCGAUUAUACAACCAAUACCCCCGAGUUUAUUCUGAAGUUGGUUAGUAUUUGCUGUGAAUUGAUGAAUAGAGGGUAUUUCGAUUGUAAUGUAUUAAAAGAAUUGAGUAUCUCAUUAGUCGGAAAUUUAACUGGUGGUGGACAUUCCAAAAUCUACAAUGAUGGUAAGGUAUAUGAUUUGGGUGUGAAGUUUAUUCUUGACACUGAUGAUAUAAUCAUUCCACCAAUACAAGAACAACCAGAAUUAAUGGGUCUACCAGAAGUCAAUCGAGUAUUUGUGAAACAAUUUAAUAUUUCUAAAAUUGGGACUAAUCCAUUCAUACUUCCAUGGUGUUUACGUAGUUUGUUAUUCAAUAUCGAACGGAACUACCAGAAUGGUAUAGAGGAGAUUAAAUUAUUGGAUGAAUUGUUUGAUUUGUGGAAACCAGAUAGUAAAGUUUUGAAGGAGUUGAAGUUUAGACUUAAGGGAUUGAAGUCUAGUAAACUUUAGGAUAUAUAUAUACAGCUAGCAUUAAUAAAAUAUGAGUUAUAGAAA
Spathaspora passalidarum NRRL Y-27907 is the source of this 1825-nucleotide messenger RNA. RefSeq lists its product as uncharacterized. The transcript has a single exon. The record is from RefSeq and is a predicted model, not a curated record. Lineage: Eukaryota; Fungi; Ascomycota; Pichiomycetes; Serinales; Debaryomycetaceae. The coding region runs from base 5 to 1780 and encodes 591 amino acids.